AAGGGACACCUUCUGGGCGGAUCAGUGCUAUCAAUGCAGCUGGGCAGCCACUGGACUGCAUGCAAGAGCACCGCCGCCGCCGCGUUGCAUUUGGAUCCACUAUUUUCCGGCGCCGACUCUCCGUGAGCGCAUCGUUGAUUUCGAAGUUUCGCGAUUCCAUCAUCAGGCCCAGGAACCGGAGCAGUCCGCGACGACAACAGUGACAUUCUUUUCGAGAACUCAAGUCGCAAAUCGGUGAAAAUGGUUUUCAUCCUAGGAGUCAACUUUUCCGAGGCAAAGCUGGUGAAGAAAGCACUCGAGUCUUUCUUCGCUCUCGGACCCACCACAUCCUCCCGCAUUCUGGCCAAAUACUCCAUCUCCCCCAUGUCCAAAGUCGGCGCCCUGCCACCGAAAACCGUUACGGCCCUCACGGCAGAGCUGUCGACCAUGACGAUAGAAAGCGAUGCGCGGAAGGUUAUACAACAGAACGUCAUGAGACUAAAAGAUAUGGGAAGCUACCGAGGAAGAAGACACGCCAUGAACCUCCCCGUCAGAGGACAGCGGACGAGGACCCAGAUCGAGUCGGCCAGGAAGCACAACAGUGCGAACAGACGACGGUAAGCCCCCUACGUGGUGGCUGUCGACUUGGUAUUUGGAGAGUGAAGGGGUUGAUUCUGAGGUGGUUCUCACUGGGUGACCAUCAAAUGUACAAGAUAGACGGGUCCGUGGUGUGCCCAAACAUGUAUGACUAUGAAAAAUUAUACCACUUGUACCAUCAAAA
Colletotrichum godetiae is the source of this 760-nucleotide messenger RNA. RefSeq names its product 30S ribosomal protein S13p/S18e. Gene Ontology annotation, biological process: translation. NCBI's taxonomy places the organism in Eukaryota, Fungi, Ascomycota, Sordariomycetes, Glomerellales, Glomerellaceae. The coding region runs from base 241 to 600 and encodes 119 amino acids. Gene Ontology annotation, molecular function: structural constituent of ribosome; RNA binding. The transcript is spliced from 3 exons. Gene Ontology annotation, cellular component: small ribosomal subunit; ribosome; mitochondrion. The record is from RefSeq and is a predicted model, not a curated record.